This is a messenger RNA of Ogataea philodendri, 402 nucleotides long. RefSeq lists its product as uncharacterized. The transcript has a single exon. Bases 1 to 402 code for a protein of 133 amino acids. The record is from RefSeq and is a predicted model, not a curated record. Gene Ontology annotation, biological process: DNA replication. Gene Ontology annotation, molecular function: single-stranded DNA binding. Lineage: Eukaryota; Fungi; Ascomycota; Pichiomycetes; Pichiales; Pichiaceae.
AUGUUCAGAUCCCAAGUUAGAAAGUUUUCCAGCACCGCACGUGCAGAGCUAGCCAAAAUCAACCUGAUUGGUGUGAUUGGCACAGACAUUUCCGAGGCCGUCACUAGCAACGGCAGACCGUAUGUUCGCUACGCUUUGGCCGUGGACAACAAGGCCAAGGGCAACGAGAACACCUCGUGGUUCAACAUCGUUGCCUUCACAGAUCAUCAAAUAAAUUUCACCAAGACGUUCUUGGGAAAGGGUGCUAAGGUGUAUGUCGAGGCCGACGUUUCCAACAAUGUGUUUGAGAAAGACGACGGAAGCAAGGCCGUUAGCUGGAAUCUGUAUCAGAGAACCAUUGAGGUGAUUAGAUUCCCAAAGGCUUCGUCCAAGCUCGAGACUUCCGGCGAGGAAGAGGAAUAG